This is a messenger RNA of Python bivittatus (Burmese python), 2703 nucleotides long. Lineage: Eukaryota; Metazoa; Chordata; Lepidosauria; Squamata; Pythonidae. The record is from RefSeq and is a predicted model, not a curated record.
GUUGCUGGAUUUGGGAUCAACAGGUGGCAGCUCGUUAGGGAUAAAAAUAUUGGCAUAAGUCUACGAAGCGAUUCAACUGUAAAUGUUGUAAAAGUAAGGAAGGAGGGCGCUUGCUCGCUUGCUUUCUAACUUCUGCUCUGGGCUGCCAAAAGCCAGGCUGGCUUGCUUCCCAUUCCCUGAUGUCUGGGAAUGCUGCCUUCGUCACCCGAGAGAGGUUCCCAUCACUUGGAGCUUCUCCCCCAGGGCCUUACAGCCCUUGUGCUUUCUUACAGAAGGAGGCCAGAAAGCCGGAGCAGGGGAGUCUGGAGGACCUGGCUGAGUCUAGGGGCAGCGAUGAGACGGACAGGCCAGAGGCACUGUCCCCACAGCCUUCCGAGCCAGUCUGCAUUCAGCGACGGUCGCCUCUGAUCCGGAACCGCAAGGCUGGCUCCAUGGAGGUGCUGUCCGAGUCCUCCAAAUCUGGCGGGUACCGCCUCUUUUCCUACUCCAGGCAUUCGUCCGAAGGGAAACAGAGCGGCUUAGGGUCACAGUGCUCGAGGCUCUUCAGCACCACCGUCCUGGGAGGCUCCUCCAGUGCCCCAAAUCUUCAGGAUUAUGCUCGCAGCCAUGGGAAAAAGUUUGCCUCCAGCUUUCUAUACAAAGAUGAGCUCUUGUCUAUGCCAGCCAUAAAGCGAUUUUCUGUGUCAUUUGCAAAGCAUCCAACUAAUGGAGGAGACAAGGAUCACUCUGCUGCCACAGGUGUAAGGGGCAGAGACAGGUCACUUCUGCACUUCUGCAAGAAAUUACGUCCACUGACCCUGCAUGAAGUCACCAGGGGUUGAGGUUAGUUGUAAAGAGACCUGACUUUGAGGAGGGGGAAGUGUCUCCUGCCCUGUGGAGGUCCCACAAAAUGCAGUGGGAAGGGGCAACAUGCCCAUCCCCAGGAGGCAGCCCCCCCAUCCCUCUGCCAGUUCACAUUGCCAGGCAAUAAGAAGCUCCUUUGCCUUAGCAUACGAAGGUUUUUCUGGAACAUGGGGGAAAGAUUCUGGAAAUGGUCAUUCCCAAACUUUUCCCCAAGAACAGGAACGGGAGCCUUUUCCUGGUCAAGGGUCCCUUUCAACAUGGAGGGAGGGCUGAGUUUUCCAAAAACAGCAGAGUCGUGGUGGAGCAGGAGAGGGACCUACUUUAGGGCUGAUACUCUGAAAGUAGCCUUUUCAGGAGUCAUGUUUAGAGUGGGCUUCCGAGCCAUAAAAAGGGGGUCUGAGAUCACCCUUGAAACACAUACCUGAAUCUCAGUCCUGUUUGUAAGCUUUUGUAUUCCUCAUCAUGUCAUAUUUUAUUUUGUGACAGAAAGGGGAGCAUAUGACAAAAUGGGGAGACAACACAAGUAUGCCACUCUGUCUUGGAGCUGUCAUAUUGAUCUGGAUACUUCAAAAUUAAUUGUUUUUACCUGAACCUCUCAAACAUGGCUGAAGGACAUAACAAUCGAACUUUUUGGUUUUUAUGUGUAAAAAUUGGGUCAUACUCUCAGAAGGCCAAGGAAUGUGCUUGCAGAUGCCUGAGAAAGCCGGCCUCUUUCCUCAUGAGGUAUUAGAAGGGUUUGCUCCCUCUGAGAGUGCUUUCUAAGUACCUGGUAGAAUUGCUUCAGCAGAUGUGGUUUGAGGCCCAGCCAACAUCCCUGUGAGGCAGCGCAUGGUAUCCUCAAGUUGGAGGAAGCUCCAGGUGGCCUUGUUUCAAAGCUUGCCAAGAUCUCAAUUCUUAUAUGGCCAAUUCUUCUCUCAAAGGAUGGGAGAUAUCCUGAGAUAACUGAUUGGGUGACCUUAGCUUGCUGCAAGUACUGAGGAUGAAAGAUUGCAAAAGGAAUGAAAUCUAGAGCAGUGUUGCACUGUUGGUAUCUGAAUCUCACCACAAUGGCCAUAAACAACCCAGAAACUUGCAUUUUAUGUUGUAAAAGGUAAUAAGUAGAGCUUCUGAGAGUUUUCUGUAGAUUUUCUCUAGUUUAGGCCAAAAAGAGGGAAGUUGUUAGCUGGUCAUCACCUGGGUUGCUCUUUGGUUGCAAGAUCAACAGACUUCCUUUGACAGCGACUGGCUCUGACAUGGAUCAACUCCAAUUUUGCUCAGCUGAGUCUGCACUCCUUGUGGGGUGGGGAGACCCUUCUGUGAAGUUUCAGGUUGAAGGAACUCCAAGGAACCCUGAGUAGAUUUUUUAACAUGGGAAGAUUGCUUUGUGGUGCCCAAGCAAAGCUUGGAGGGGGCCAAAAAUUGCUGGGAUGGCCAAGAAAAGGGUGUGUCCUCAGCUUGGCAUCUCUCCAGAAGCGCUUGAAGUUCCUCUUCUCUCUGCUUUGCCUGUUCCGUGAUGAGGAUGUGGAUGGGAGAGGCCUUUCCCCAUCUGACUGCACCCUUGUGCCUCAGCCCAGCCUGUUUCUGCUUUCUGUGGUAGUCCCUCUGUGUACUUUGCUUAGGCGACAGGGUGGCGGCAACAGGGUGGCGGCGGCAGGGCCUCCUUUGCCUCCCCCCACCUGCAGUUCUUCUGGAAUAAAAGAGCCAUGGCAGGAGUUGGUGUACUUGCUGAGUAUCAAGGACAGGCUGGCAGGCAGAGGGUGUCCCCAGGACAGGAUCUCUUCUUUGAGCCUUGCCUGCUUUCUGCCCCUGGCAUCCAGAAGACCUCUCAAAGCUGCGCUGUUGGCUUUCCUAUUCUCUCUCUCUCUUUUUUUAAUAGUAAUU